Messenger RNA from Poeciliopsis prolifica (blackstripe livebearer), 1270 nucleotides. RefSeq names its product nicotinamide/nicotinic acid mononucleotide adenylyltransferase 2. The transcript has 11 exons. Bases 139 to 1062 code for a protein of 307 amino acids. Gene Ontology annotation, biological process: NAD+ biosynthetic process. Gene Ontology annotation, molecular function: nicotinamide-nucleotide adenylyltransferase activity; nicotinate-nucleotide adenylyltransferase activity. Gene Ontology annotation, cellular component: Golgi apparatus. NCBI's taxonomy places the organism in Eukaryota, Metazoa, Chordata, Actinopteri, Cyprinodontiformes, Poeciliidae. The record is from RefSeq and is a predicted model, not a curated record.
AGCGCUGCUACUGUCUCUUUAAGGCUUGACGCCGCUUCCUUCAGCGCCCUGCCGCAGACUCGCCACCAGCCUCGCCUCUCCUGACAAACAGGACCUGACUGGACCGGGACCGGGCCGGAUCGGAUCGGACCGAGCGCCAUGACGGAAACCAGCAAGACGCACGUGAUCCUGCUGUCCUGCGGCAGCUUCAACCCGAUCACCAAGGGACACAUCCACAUGUUCGAAAAAGCCAGAGAAUAUCUGCACAAAACGGGACGAUUCAUCGUGAUCGGAGGAAUCAUCUCACCGGUUCACGACUCCUAUGGGAAACCAGGUUUGGUGUCGAGCCGCCAUCGCCUCACCAUGUGCCAGCUGGCCGUCCAGAACUCGGACUGGAUCAGGGUGGACCCCUGGGAGUGUUACCAGGACACCUGGCAGACCACCUGCAGCGUGUUGGAGCACCACCGCGACCUCAUGAAGAGAGUCACUGGCUGCAUCCUGUCCAACGUCAACACGCCCUCCACCACUCCUGUGAUUGGUCAGCCACAGAACCAGACUCCGCCCAUCUACCAGGACCACAACAUCAUGAACCACAAACCCACUGCCAUCAAAGUUUGGGGGAAGGUCAGUGAGAGUUUGGGUAAAAUCUGCUGCGUCCGACCCAACAUGGAGCGCUUCACGUUUGUUGAUGAAAACGCCAACCUGGGGACGGCGAUGAGGUACGAGGAGAUCGAGUUGCGCAUCUUGCUCCUGUGUGGCAGUGAUCUCCUGGAGUCCUUCUGCAUCCCUGGCCUGUGGAAGGACAGUGAUAUGGAGGUGAUUGUUGGUGAUUUUGGGAUCGUAGUUGUCCCUCGUGACGGCGUCGACACGGAGAGGAUCAUGAAUCAUUCUUCCAUCCUCCGCAAGUACAAGGACAACAUCGUCGUGGUGAAGGACGCGACCGACCACCCCAUGUCCAUCGUCAGCUCCACCAAGAGCAGACUGGCCCUGCAGCAUGGAGACGGACACGUCGUCGACUACCUGAGUCAGCCUGUCAUCGACUACAUCCUGCAGAGCCAGCUGUACAUCAACGCCUCGGGAUAGAGCUGCUGACCCGCCUGCAUGACAUCCAGGACCGUCAAUAUGGAGGCCGAGGUGGGGGGGUGAUGCUAACGCUACCAUCUACAUAAACACACACCCCCUCACCACCCGCCACAGAAAACUGAAACCCGUCUGUCUUCUGUGUAAACAUUUACUCUUUGAGCUCCAACAGGAGCUUUAGUGUCCCUCCGUCUGUGUCAUGUGACUUUAC